UCCAAAAAUAGUUAUGACUUAAUAGUAUUUAAGAAGGAUGUUCCUGAGAAACGGCGAUUCUUCUUUAACCUUUGGACUCUUCUUCUCUCUCUCUCUUUCUCUCUGCAAAUUCAAAACAGUGAAAAAACUCUCUUUUUAACUCUCUCUAUCUAUGGAGAGACGAACGAGAAGAGUCAAGUUCACAGAGCAUCGUACGGUCACAAACGUAGCAGCUAAACCAUCUAACGGCUCUCCAAGACUGGUCCGUAUCACUGUUACUGACCCUUUCGCUACUGACUCGUCUAGCGACGACGACGACAACAACGUCACGGUGGCUCCAAGAGUGAAACGAUACGUGGAGGAGAUAAGAUUCUGUCAAGGUGAGUCUUCGUCCACCGCGGCGAGGAAAGCUAAGCACAAGGCGGAGAAAGCCGUGGUUGUUGAUGACGUGUCGACGUCGGUGAAGCCUAAGAAGUACAGAGGCGUGAGACAGAGACCUUGGGGAAAAUUCGCGGCGGAGAUAAGAGAUCCGUCGAGCCGUACUCGGAUUUGGCUUGGGACUUUUGUCACGGCGGAGGAAGCUGCUAUAGCUUACGAUAGAGCCGCGAUUCAUCUCAAAGGACAUAAAGCACUGACGAAUUUUCUAACUCCGCCGACGACGACGACGCCGACGCCGGUUAUUGAUCUCCAAACGGUUUCCGCCUGCGAUUCCGGUAGAGAUUCUCGCCAGAGCCUUCGUUCUCCAACCUCUGUUCUUGGAUUCAACGUCAACGAGGAAACAGAGCAUGAGAUUGAACCGAUCGAGCUAUCUCCGGAGAGAAAGUCGACGGUUUUAAAAGAAGAAGAAGAAAAAUCGUCGGUGAGUUUGGUGUUCCCGGAUCCGUAUCUGUUACCGGAUUUAUCUCUCACCGGCGAAUGUUUUUGGGAUACCGAAAUUGCCCCUGACCUUCUGUUUCUUGAUGAAGAAAUCAAAAUCCAAUCAACGUUACCAAACACAGAGAUUUCGAAACAAGGAGAAAACGAAUCCGAAGAUUUCUCGUUUAGUUUGAUUGAUGAUUUCGAGUCUUCUUCAUGGGAUGUGGAUAAUUUCUUCGACCAUCAUCAUCAUCACUCUUUCGAUUAAAAAUCUCUACUUUGAAAUGUUUCAACUUCUUUCGGGGAUUUUUUUGUGGUGAUGAUGACGUGGAUGCAUCGUGACCGUCGGCUUACCGUUUUCGUCUGAAUGACGUGGACUGUUCAGAUCAACUGAAGCGCAAAAAAAAACUAAUAACUAGAGUUUUGUUUA
Messenger RNA from Arabidopsis arenosa, 1264 nucleotides. NCBI's taxonomy places the organism in Eukaryota, Viridiplantae, Streptophyta, Magnoliopsida, Brassicales, Brassicaceae. The record is from the annotation of a GenBank genome assembly.